GAUCUUCUGAUUGUUUUGUUUUUUUCUCUCCUAUAUUUUCUCUCAGGGUUUCCGACGUGACUUUGCACAGGGCGCAGCCAUCUUGUAAUAAUCCCACAAUCCUCUUCGUUCCAUCCUUAAAGCGACAGCUGUUUCUGUACAUAUUUUGAUAAUUUAAUCCCCCAAAACAAGAAAAUGAAUGGUGAAAAGACAGACAGAUUGGGUGCUGUUUAUUAACACAAUGUUCUCACUGAAGAAUAUACAUGUAUUUCUAUAUACUGUGCUGUGUUGCUGUGGAGCACUGGCACCCCCUGUGGUCGGGUUCUCACCUGGCGGCACCCCGCUCUCCGCUCUUGAGUACCGCAGCUUCUUCAGGGUGCUGUCUGGCCGGGCUGAGCAGCUGUGUCGACUGCGCAGGAGGAACGGCUGCAACAACAGUAGGCUGCGCAGACUGGACGCCAUUGAGAACCACGGCCGCAUCCCGUCAGGCACCGUCUGCACAGAGCUCCACGGAAACCUCAUCUUCCGGGAUUUCUGCUCAUUCGCAACGUACCGCUGCAGCAGCCGCAGAUACUACGUGAGGAGGGUUGUCUGUCCGGUGGGCUAUGAGAUCGACACCUCCCCCCUCCGCCCCCGUGUCACUCACACCCUCACGAGAGCUGGCAGCAUGGCAGAGUCUCAGAGAGAGGGGGCGCAUCACAGUGUAGUGCCAGCAGGGCAGAGACUGGGAGAGGGGUCCCGUGACACAGCACAGCCGGGGAAGGAGGGGCGGGGCUCCAGUGGAACAGCACAGAGAGCCCUGGAGGGGCUGGGCAUUGAGACACCCCCCCUCCCGCCUGAGACCAUCAACACUGCUGUCCACGAGACUCUGUGGAGCAGCGAGGGUAUGGCGGAGCUACAGGAUCUUCUGCAGAUGAUUCUGGAGAACGAGACCCAGAGCAGCGAUCUUGCCGCCCCUCACAGGGAGACAUCCUCACCCCCAGAACUGAGCUUGGGGCUCCUGAGGGACCUGAGCAAGAACAUCAGUGUCCCCCAGCAGAAAGAGAGGGACAGUGUCUCCCAGCACAGAAUGAGGGACAGUGUCUCCCAGCAGAGAGACAAGGACAGAGGGAACUCUUUCAACAGCUCCAGCCAGCACAUCGCAGGCAAAUCCCUGCUUUCUGCAACUCAAGAAAAACCUUCAGAGAAGAAAGAGAAGGAGAGGAAGAGAAGUAGCUCCCUGCCGUUCUCCAGCAGGGCUGUAGAGAGACUGACUUCAAGGUGAAGAGAUACAGGGGUGACGUAUGGAUAGGUGCAAAGUGAUUUGUGGGUGCUAACCCCCCAUAAAUUGUGUUUAGCAGCUGUAAAGUAUGAUUUUACUGGCUGCUAAAAAUGAGGUGUAUGUAAAGAAUGGUGUUCACCUGGUGUUCUGCACCCACUGUCAAAUAUUAAUUAAUCUAUUAAAAUUAUAUUGAAAUGCAUUCAGAUGAAGAAAAAAGCAUGGGACUGGGCUAAAAAGAAAUGGUAGAUUCGCACAGCACUACAUCUCAGCGAUGUCUGUAAAAAUCCAGAGGCCACCGUUUAUGUGGUGAUUUUUAGUCCUAUGCAAAUCGGGCUUAAGAAGCAAUUCCAUUGUAGUGUCAAACUGAACAUUCGUUCUUUCUUUCUCCUUUUCCUCCUCCUUCUCUCUUGUGUACUUCUGGAGGAGGAGGAGAGCAUGAGAGGGGCCCUGGAGCUCUGUCUGUAUAUGAGAGGGGCCCUGGAGCUCUGUCUGUAUAUGAGAGGGGCCCUGGAGCUCUGUCUGUAUAUGAGAGGGGCCCUGGAGCUCUGUCUGAAAGGGGACUGAAAGGGGACUGAAAGGAAAGAGCAAGCUGUGAGAGCUGACACCUGCAGUUAGGAGCUGUAGAGAACUGGCACGACAAGUAAUACAGCACAGUGAAAACAUGGCAAAGUAUAAUACAGCACAGUGAAAGCAUAGCAAAGUGUAAUACAGCACAGUGAAAACACAGCAAAGAGUAAUACAGCACAGUGAAAGCAUAGCAGAGAGUAAUACAGCACAGUGAAAACACAGCAGAGAGUAAUACAGCACAGUGAAAGCAUGGCAAAGAGUAAUACAGCACAGUGAAAGCAUAGCAAAGUGAAAUACAGCACAGUGGAAGCAUAGCAGAGAGUAAUACAGCACAGUGAAAGCAUGGCAAAGUGUAAUACAGCACAGUGAAAGCAUGGCAAAGAGUAAUACAGCACAGUGAAAGCAUAGCAAAGUGAAAUACAGCACAGUGGAAGCAUGGCAAAGUGUAAAACAGCACAGUGAAAGCAUGGCAAAGAGUAAUACAGCACAGUGAAAGCAUAGCAAAGUGAAAUACAGCACAGUGGAAGCAUGGCAAAGUGUAAAACAGCACAGUGAAAGCAUGGCAAGGUGUAAUACAGCACAGUGAAAGCAUGGCAAAGUGUAAUACAGCACAGUGAAAGCAUGGCAAAGUGUAAUACAGCACAGUGAAAGCAUAGCAAAGUGAAAUACAGCACAGUGGAAGCAUGGCAAAGUGUAAAACAGCACAGUGAAAGCAUGGCAAAGUGUAAUACAGCACAGUGAAAGCAUGGCAAAGAGUAAUACAGCACAGUGAAAGCAUAGCAAAGUGAAAUACAGCACAUUGAAAGCAUGGCAAAGUGUAAUACAGCACAGUGAAAGCAUGGCAAAGAGUAAUACAGCACAGUGAAAACACAGCAGAGUGUAAUACAGCACAGUGAAAACACAGCAAAGUGUAAUACAGCACAGUGAAAGCAUGGCAAAGUGUAAAACAGCACAGUGAAAGCAUGGCAAGGUGUAAUACAGCACAGUGAAAGCAUGGCAAAGUGUAAUACAGCACAGUGAAAGCAUAGCAAAGUGUAAUACAGCACAGUGAAAACACGGCAAAGUGUAAUACAGCACAGUGAAAGCAUGGCAAAGUGUAAUACAGCACAGUGAAAGCAUGGCAAAGUGUAAUACAGCACAGUGAAAGCUUAGCAGAGUGUAAUACAGCACAGUGAAAACACAGCAAAGUGUAAUACAGCACAGUGAAAGCAUGGCAAGGUGUAAUACAGCACAGUGAAAGCAUGGAAAAGUGUAAUACAGCACAGUGGAAGCAUGGCAAAGUGUAAUACAGCACAGUGGAAGCAUGGCAAAGUGUAAUACAGCACAGUGAAAGCAUGGCAAAGUGUAAUACAGCACAGUGAAAGCAUGGCAAAGUGUAAUACAGCACAGUGAAAGCAUGGCAAAGAGUAAUACAGCACAGUGAAAGCAUAGCAAAGUGUAAUACAGCAAAGUGUAAUACAGCACAGUGAAAGCAUGGUAAAGUGUAAUAAAGCACAUUGAAAGCAUGGUAAAGUGUAAUAAAGCACAUUGAAAGCAUGGUAAAGUGUAAUACAGCACAGUGAAAGCAUGGCAAAGUGUAAUACAGCACAGUGAAAGCAUGGCAAAGUGUAAUACAGCACAGUGAAAGUAUGGCAAAGUGUAAUACAACACAUUGAAAGCAUGGCAAAGUGUAAUACAGCACAGUGAAAGCAUAGCAAAGUGUAAUACAGCACAGUGAAAACACGGCAAAGUGUAAUACAGCACAGUGAAAGCAUGGCAAAGUGUAAUACAGCACAGUGAAAGCAUGGCAAAGUGUAAUACAGCACAGUGAAAGCAUGGCAAAGUGUAAUACAGCACAGUGAAAACACAGCAGAGUGUAAUACAGCACAGUGAAAACACAGCAAAGUGUAAUACAGCACAGCGAAAGCAUAGCAAAGUGUAAUACAGCACAGUGAAAGCAUGGCAAAGUGUAAUACAGCACAGUGAAAGCAUGGUAAGGUGUAAUACAGCACACUGAAAACACAGCAAAGUAAUACAGCACAGUGAAAGCACAGCAAAGUGUAAUACAGCACAGUGAAAACACAGCAAAGUGUAAUACAACAAAGUGUAAUACAGCACAGUGAAAGCAUGGUAAAGUGUAAUAAAGCACAUUGAAAGCAUGGUAAAGUGUAAUAAUCACAGUGAAAGCAUGGUAAAGUGUAAUAAAGCACAGUGAAAGCAUGGUAAAGUGUAAUAAAGCACAGGUAAGCAUUGUAAAAAAAUUGCGAGGUGUUGUAAAGCAUAUUAAUAAACAUGGCCGACCAGGAUAAACUAUGGUAAAUGCAUAGUAUAACCAUGAGAAAAGCAUGGAGGAAAACUGCAGAAAUACUAUGCACAUUUCUGGGGUGAAUGUUUCUAAGGGUGAUGUGCUUAUAGCUUAUCUAGCUAAAUAUUGGGACUGACACAAGCCGUGCUGUUUAGAAAUCUUCGAUGGCUCCUUUAAGUAAGAUGAGUAUUGCAUUACUGCUCACUCUGUGUUGUGUGGUGUCUGUCAUACAAAGAGCGCAGGAGAAAGCACAUCCUUUCAGCUUGAUUAGAGGGAGCCACCCAACACUAAGAAACAGAUUAUAAAUCAUUACAUCUAAAAGCUCACUUUAACACACUUAAUCUGUUUCUAUAGAACCAGCUGUGUUUUCAAUGUUUCUAAUGCUUUGUCAUUGACAUUCUGAGUGUGAGAUCUACACGCUCUGCAACAUUAUAAAGCUAAUUGUUGCUAAUAGCUUCCAGUGGGGACGUGACUUUUAAUUAAUAUUAUUAUCUGAGCCUGUAGAAUGAGUGCUCAUCAUGCUCCUCACAUCAAUUAGUUCAUGUGACCAAUACUGUUGUGAAGCUUCAUAUAUUGUGUGUUUUCAAAUCAAGUAUAGAUACAUUAUGAUUCAGACAGCUCCCCUGAGUUGCAAUCUCCAUAGUUUUAUAUAUUAUACAGCAGUGGCACCAGCAAUGAUUCAGACAGCCCCCUAAGUUUCCAUCUACAGUUUUAUAUAUCAUACAUCACAAGUGACUAAGGCUACCACGUUUACAUUUGACACAUAAGGAAAAGUUAGUGCUUCUGUGUUGAAGUACAGAGUACCUGGAAAACCUCACGUCUAAUUAACAGAACAGUGAUUCGAAACAGUAGAAAGUCUCCUGGCAGCAGGGUUUUUGUGGUUUCCUGUUCCCUGUACAAAUUCUACUGCCAGUAAGAAGCCCCAUAAAGACUGCUGCCAGGAGUUUAACAUCUGGGCUGAAGAAAGAGAAAUGCUUAGAUUGUAUUGACUACGUUUAGAGAAAGUGAAAUGUGUGGUUAUAUUGAGAAAGUGUUUUGUGCAGCUACUGGCAGCAGCAGAAUCAGCUGCCUUGGUGCUGGUUCAGCACACAUCAAUUCCAAAUCUACAGGUCAUUUCCACAAGCACAUUAAGAAUCUUAUUUUGGACACAAAACUGCUUCAGAUUUACAACACUGGACUUACUUUUUAAAAGAUAUAUAUCAUUAGCGAUCAUAUUGGAGGGGGUUAUUAUAUCAUCUGAAACAACAUCACUGAACUGUGAUUACCUUGUUCUUAUACGGACUCCUUCUCCAAACUGAGAUGAAAGAAGAACAAAAAAUGCUAAUACUACAGCAUGAUAUUUUACACUUCAUAUGGCAGGAAGCUGAGUCCAUUCAGAUGCAUUGUGGACUCUGUAGUUUCUUAACUGGAGCUCGCAUACCUGUGAAAGGUAAUACAGACUUGUCAGCUGCUUAACGUUGUAGUAAACUAAAUGGAGACGUUCACAUGUUUAAAGGUGGCAACUUUACUAGUGACCCCUCUGAUCUCAUAAUGGCGCUGUUCUUUUCUUUGUGAUGAUGAUGUCACAAUCACCUUGUUGCUUAGCAACCUCUCACCCAGCCAACAAAAUCAACCAAGACAGCUUUUAACUGUGUCAUUUCUCAGUUUUUUUUUUUAAUUGACAAUUUAGUUGAAUAAAUGAAAUGUUAUAUUAGAGAAGGAGUGAAAUGAAGGUUCUUAUUGUGCUUCUAUAUGUGGGUAAGAAUAUUAAAUAUUAUUAUUAGUAGUAGUACACAUUAGUAUUAUUAGUAUUACUACAGUGUUAUUAGUAGUAGCAGUACAAUAUGUAUAUUACAACUACGGCUACUGCAUUAUUAGAAACAACACACACACACAUGCUGUAUAUAAACGUCUCUUUAUGUGUUCAGUAGGUGGCAGCAUUGGGCCAUAAUUUAAAAGGCGCGCUGCACAAGCUUUGAAACAAGCUUAUAGAAGUGAAGUGACCAGUAGCAUUGGCAGGGACACGUUUCUAUGCCAACAUGCAUCAUCCAUUCCCGUGUGUU
This is a messenger RNA of Acipenser ruthenus (sterlet), 6133 nucleotides long. RefSeq names its product acrosin-binding protein-like. Gene Ontology annotation, cellular component: acrosomal vesicle; nucleus. Bases 179 to 1243 code for a protein of 354 amino acids. The transcript is spliced from 7 exons. The record is from RefSeq and is a predicted model, not a curated record. Lineage: Eukaryota; Metazoa; Chordata; Actinopteri; Acipenseriformes; Acipenseridae.